AUGUCUGAGAAUAACGAUUGGAAAAAGAAUUUGAAUGUCCCCGAGAAGGACACCAGACCACAAACAGACGAUGUCUUAAACACCAAAGGUAAGUCAUUUGAAGACUUUAACUUGAAAAGAGAGUUAUUGAUGGGGAUUUUUGAAGCUGGAUUUGAAAAGCCCUCGCCUAUUCAAGAAGAAUCGAUACCCAUGGCUUUGGCGGGCAGAGAUAUACUCGCGAGAGCCAAAAACGGUACAGGUAAAACAGCAUCUUUCAUCAUUCCAUGUUUACAAUUGGUCAAGCCCAAGUUGAACAAAAUCCAAGCAUUAAUACUAGUACCCACAAGAGAGUUGGCCUUGCAAACGUCGCAGGUGGUUAGAACUCUAGGCAAACAUUUAGGGGUCCAGUGUAUGGUUUCCACUGGUGGUGGCUCGUUGAGAGACGACAUUCUCAGAUUAAACGACCCCGUGCACAUUGUGGUUGGAACGCCCGGUAGAGUCUUGGACUUGGCAUCUAGAAAAAUCGCCGACUUGUCAGAAUGCCCCAUUUUCGUGAUGGACGAGGCUGAUAAGAUGUUAUCCCGAGAGUUCAAAGGUAUAAUAGAGCAGAUUUUAGAGUUUUUCCCCAAGGAUAGACAAGCGUUGUUGUUUAGCGCUACAUUCCCCAUUGCAGUCAAGUAUUUUAUGGAUAAUCAUUUGAACAAGCCCUAUGAGAUUAAUCUUAUGGAUGAGUUAACUUUGAAAGGUAUAUCGCAGUUUUAUGCGUUUGUUGAGGAGAAGCAGAAGUUGCAUUGUUUAAACACGUUAUUUUCCAAAUUGCAAAUCAACCAGUCGAUCAUUUUCUGCAAUUCAACAAAUCGAGUUGAGUUGUUGGCCAAGAAGAUCACCGAGUUGGGCUAUUCGUGUUACUAUUCGCAUGCGAGAAUGCCGCAGCAGGCGAGAAACAAGGUGUUUCACGAGUUUAGACAGGGAAAAGUUCGAAAUCUAGUCUGUUCCGAUUUGUUGACCAGAGGUAUCGAUAUCCAAGCGGUCAAUGUUGUCAUUAAUUUUGAUUUCCCCAAGACGGCCGAGACCUACUUGCACAGAAUCGGUCGUUCUGGAAGAUUUGGACAUUUGGGUUUGGCCAUCAACUUGAUGAGUUGGAACGAUAGAUAUUCAUUAUACAAGAUUGAGCAGGAGUUGGGAACUGAAAUCAAGCCCAUCCCGGGAAGUAUCGACAAGUCAUUAUACGUUGCUGAAAACAAUGAUGCUGUCCCUAAACCAUUCAGAGCGGAAGAGUUGACCAAAAAUGGACACCAGCAGUCUGUGAAGCACUAA
Messenger RNA from Lodderomyces beijingensis, 1296 nucleotides. The record is from the annotation of a GenBank genome assembly. NCBI's taxonomy places the organism in Eukaryota, Fungi, Ascomycota, Pichiomycetes, Serinales, Debaryomycetaceae.